AACCCUAAAUUCCUUUACGCUUGCUUUAAAUUUCCAUCGUCAACUCGAGGAAUCCCUUUGCAAUCAAUUUCCGAUGUUUCGCUAUCGAAUCGAAUUCCUGUCUCUUGUGCGUACGAUCGCAGAUUGUUCCUUCCUCGUUUCUCGCUAUAAAGAGAUUCAAGUUCUGAGAUGUAGUAGCUGCCUCGAGCUUCGCCAGCUAGCCACAGUCGUACUGAAUGAGUUUGUCGGAGAAGAAAAGACCGAUAGUGGUCGGGCCCUGGGGAGGGCCGGGAGGGAGCCGAUGGGACGAUGGUGUGUACACGGGAAUCAAGCAGGUGGUAGUGGUGCAUGGAGCAGGCAUCGUCUCCGUUCAGUUCGAGUAUGACCAAAAAGGGUGCUCCGUCUGGUCGGAGAAGCACGGCGGCGAUGGGGGUACGAGAAUCGACAAGAUAACACUUAAUUAUCCAGUUGAAUAUCUCACUUCAGUGUUUGGCUACUAUGGAUCACUCUCAAGUGGGAGUGCAAUUAUCAUAAAGUCAUUAACAUUCGAGAGCAAUCUAUCAAAGUAUGGACCUUUCGGUUUUGAACGAGGAAUGUAUUUCUCAUUCCCCAUGAGUAGUGGCAAGAUUGUUGGUUUUCUUGGAAGAGCAAGCUGGUAUCUUGAUUCCAUUGGAUUUUACCUACAGAAACUGGGUAGCCCCGAUCAAUCAAAAGCAUUAGUUUCUUCGCAAAGUCAAGAACUUAGUGUCACUGAGAAGUCCGGCUAUAUCAUGGACGGAAUAGAUGGAACAAGUAGUAACUCAUAUGGUAUAUUUCUUGCAGUAAGAGGAAGGGGGGACAAUUUUGCAAUCCUCUCAAACAAUUAUACAAGGGGAGGAACACUGCCUGCACCAGAGUAUAGAAGUAUUCUGAAUUCAGGAAAUUCUAAGAUGAUUUCUCUCCCUGGCUACACUUCAGAAAGAGGAUACUCGAUGCCUGGUUCGUUAACCUAUGGCCCUUGGGGUGGCAGCGGAGGAACAAUUUUUGAUGAUGGGGUGCAUACAGGUAUUAGAGAGAUCAAGUUAACGCGCAAUAUUGGAAUCACUUCGAUAAAGGUUUUGUAUGAUAGAAACGGUCAGGCUGUGUGGGGAAACAAAAAUGGUGGUAGUGGAGGAAUUAAAACUGACAAGAUAGUUUUUGACUUCCCAUUCGAGAUCCUAACACAUGUAACUGGUUACUUUGGAACAACUAUGAUCAUGGGACCAACCGCAGUGAAAUCGCUCACGUUUCACACGACGAAGAGGGAUUAUGGGCCAUAUGGAGAUGAGGAAGGAACAUUCUUUUCAUCUUUAUUAGUUGAUGGGAAGGUUGCUGGAUUUCAUGGCAGAAGUGGAUGGUUUGUUGAUAGUAUUGGUGUUCAUGUUCUUGAAGGAAAAGUAGCCUCAACUUUAAGAAAUAAAGCGGCCAUGCCAUGGUCUAGCAACCAAAUUGAUUCUUCCCAGGGAAUCGAAGAAGAGGUCAUAUAUGGGAUGAUCAAAGAACCAGCCUCGACUGAUCCUGGACCUUGGGGUGGGAAUGGUGGCAGGCCAUGGGAUGAUGGAGUAUAUUCAGGGAUCAAGCAAGUGUACAUCACAAGGGGAGAUGUGAUAAACUCCAUACAGAUAGAGUACGAUCGGAGCGGCCAAUCUGUCUGGUCUGUGAGACAUGGAAGCAGUGGAGAAAUCUCCCACAGGGUCAAGUUCGACUACCCCAACGAAGUGCUCAAUUGCUUAAGUGGCUAUUACUGCACCAACAGUUAUGAUGGCAGCAUCAAGGUUGUGAAGUCCCUGACGUUUCACUCAACCAGGGGUAAGUAUGGACCGUUCGGGGAAGAGGUCGGAACCUAUUUCACUACCAAUGCGACAGAAGGAAAAGUCGUCGGGUUUCAUGGCAGAAGUGGAUUGUAUUUGGAUGCGAUCGGUGUUCAUAUGCAACAUUGGCUUGGUGAGAAGAAACCUGCCAGUAAAUCCAUGUUCAGUAAGUAUUUCUUCUGAUCGACAUUAUAAAACUUGUGACGUCUACAAAAAGUCUGAUGAAGUGAUGAUAGAUACUGAAGUUGCGAUAGUUGCUGCUUGUGUAGUAUAGUGAAGAUUAUCAGUGCUCUCCAUAGAGAUGUUAAUUCAUUGUGUGCUUAAUAAGAGAGUAUAAGGGAUGAGAUAUUCUCUUUAAAAUAA
Zingiber officinale is the source of this 2171-nucleotide messenger RNA. RefSeq names its product jacalin-related lectin 3-like. Lineage: Eukaryota; Viridiplantae; Streptophyta; Magnoliopsida; Zingiberales; Zingiberaceae. The transcript is spliced from 7 exons. The coding region runs from base 216 to 1991 and encodes 591 amino acids. The record is from RefSeq and is a predicted model, not a curated record. Gene Ontology annotation, molecular function: carbohydrate binding.